This is a messenger RNA of Epithele typhae, 762 nucleotides long. RefSeq names its product acyl-CoA N-acyltransferase. The record is from RefSeq and is a predicted model, not a curated record. NCBI's taxonomy places the organism in Eukaryota, Fungi, Basidiomycota, Agaricomycetes, Polyporales, Epitheliaceae. Bases 1 to 762 code for a protein of 253 amino acids. The transcript is spliced from 8 exons. Gene Ontology annotation, molecular function: acyltransferase activity, transferring groups other than amino-acyl groups.
AUGUCCCAUCUGCUCGUUCGCUCGCGGGCGUGCGCACUGUUCCAGGAUGCCAACCAACUAUGCUUCGGCGCAAACGAGAAAGUACCGCUUCUCUCAGGCGACAACUUCUUAACCAAGAUAAAAGUCGAGCCCCUGCGGUACUCUGAUCUCUGGAGAGCCGCAGACGGACGCUACAGGGCGUUCCAGAGCACCCCCGAGCAACGUUAUCUCGCGGACCGCGACUACAAACGGACCCGGGAGCUCCGCGACAGAGUUACGUCGUUCUUUGCUUUCGCCGACGCUGUGCGAGCGAAGCGGGCACGCGCAGUUGGACACGGGCGCGCCUCGCUCCACUUCUACUCGCGCCCGGGGGAGCUCCCUCCCAAGCCGCGCUUGGCGAAGCUAUGGCGACCCAUAGCAGACGCACUGACGUCGAAGGAGUACAAAAGGCGGGCGAAUGAACUCCGAGACGCGGUCACGAUGCUGCAGAAGGAAGCGAUUGGGGACAGGGCGGAGAAGAUGUUUCUCGUCGCCGGGCUCGCAACUGCGCCGGAGUGGCAGGGACACGGAUACGCAACGGCGCUGCUGGAAGCGGUACUCGAGAUGGCUGAUCGAGAGGGAGAUGCGGUGUGGCUAGCUACCACGGAUGCAGCGGGGUUCUACGAAAGAUUCGAGUUUGAGGUCGUAGCAGAAACGUGGGUCGCAAAGGACAACCCCGAUUACCAUGGGCCGCCUGUUCCCAUUCGCAUGAUGAUUAGGGAGGCGGGAAGACUCGCAGUAUGA